AUGGCGACACUCGAACAACACUCCGUCCUCAAUCAACGAAGAAUUCUCAUAACCGGUGGUAGCGGCGGUCUCGCUAGCCAGAUCCUACAGCUCUUCUCGCAGCGUGGCUGCGAAUACCUACACUCUGUGGAUCUCCGCCAGCCUUCUCAUCGCCUUGACGGUAUUACGUAUCAUCAAGCAGACCUGACCGAUCCCAAUUCGAUGCACCAAGUCUUCCAAGAAGUACGACCCAAUAUGAUAAUUCAUACCGCUAGUCCUAAAUUCGAUGCCCCGAAACAUAUCAUGUACAAAGUCAACGUGGAGGGUACCAAGACCUUGAUCCAAACCGCGAAAAAACAUGGGGCCCUAUUCUUUGUAUACACGAGCUCUGCGAGCGUUAUCAGUGAUGCUAAGGCUGAUCUGAAGAAUGCCGACGAGACCUUCCCUGUGAUACUUGGUGACCAGCAGCCGGAAUUCUACGUGUCUACAAAGGCCCUCGCGGAGACAUAUGUCCUAUCACAAAACACACGAUCGCAAGAUGGCUCCUCGCAUUUCCUGGCUUGCGCGAUCCGGCCCUCUGGCAUCUUUGGUGUCGGCGAUCUUGUUACAAAGGUACAGAUCGGCGACAACGGCAAUCUAUUCGACUUCACCGAGAAUAAAAACGUAGCUCACGCGCAUUACCUUGCCGCCGCGGCGCUUGCCAGGUGCGAGGAGAACCCGCCUUUAGAUGAUGUGAGGGUAGAUGGGGAAGCGUUCCUUGUCACCAAUGACGAACCUCGAUAUUUCUGGGACUUUACGCGGACAGUUUGGAGAUACGCUGGAGACAAAACGCGGCCGAAUGAAGUAUGGGUGAUCACUAGAUCAUGGGCGUUGCUGCUGGCAGGAUUGCUGGAGUGGGUGUUCUGGAUAUUCAGAUUGGGCGAACCACCUCUAACGAAGACGAAAGUUCGACUUAGCUGCAUGACGAGAUAUUUUUGUAUUGAUAAGGCGAAGAACAGACUUGGGUACAAACCCUUAGUUGGUCUCGAGGAGGGAUUGAGGCAAGGGGUAGAGGACUGUAUGAGACGGCGGAACGCAGAGCAGAGUGCUCAUUUUAUUGGAGCCCUAGGAAGUCUGGAUCCAACAGAUGACAGAAGAAGGUCUGUGUUCCAUCUUGCUAUGGAUGGGCAAUCAAAGUCGCGAGACUCAUUGUAG
Molecule: messenger RNA, 1173 nt
Organism: Aaosphaeria arxii CBS 175.79
Lineage: Eukaryota; Fungi; Ascomycota; Dothideomycetes; Pleosporales
Product: C-3 sterol dehydrogenase/C-4 decarboxylase family protein
Exons: 3
Coding region: 1-1173 (390 amino acids)
Biological process (GO): steroid biosynthetic process
Molecular function (GO): 3-beta-hydroxy-Delta5-steroid dehydrogenase (NAD+) activity
Source: RefSeq, a predicted model, not a curated record